Lathyrus sativus (Indian pea) is the source of this 972-nucleotide messenger RNA. The record is from the annotation of a GenBank genome assembly. NCBI's taxonomy places the organism in Eukaryota, Viridiplantae, Streptophyta, Magnoliopsida, Fabales, Fabaceae.
AUGGACAACACUUACAAGACAAACAAAUAUAGGCAACCUAUGUUUGAAAUUGUUGGCAUGACAUCAACCGAGUUGACUUUUGCUGUCGCAUUUGCGUAUAUUGAGUCUGGGCAUACUGAGACUUUUUGUUGGGUGCUAGAUAAGCUUAAACAAUUGUUUGUGAAGAAAGAUUUGGUUCCACAAGUGAUUUUGACAAAUAGAGAUCUUGGUUUGAUGAAAGCCAUUGGAACUGUGUUUCCAAGGUCAAUCAAUUUGCUAUGUCGAUUUCAUAUUAACAAGAAUGUUGGUGCAAAACAGAAACACUAUGUGGCUAGUGACAUGCAAAAGAAAAUUGACGAAUUAUGGACGGAUGUUGUAUGGGCUAGUGAUGAGGUUGAGUAUGUUCAAAGGUUGAACCAACUUGAGCAGACGUGUGUUGAUUGUAAUGAAUUUAUUGAUUAUGUGAAGGACAUAUGGUUGACACCACAUAGACAAAGAUUUGUUAGAGUAUGGAUUAAUCGAGUGCUACAUUUGGGUAACACCGCGACUAAUCGGUUAAAGCAAAUGUUGGGGAACAGUAUUAAUGGCAUGGUCAAAUGUCGGGAGGCUAUGAAUGACAACUUAAAGUUACAACUGAGCAAAAUUAGAGCUUCUUUUCAAAAGAGUUUUGAUGAAGUUGAGCACGCCCACGUAAGUCCAUUUUACAAUAAUUUACGUGGUUCAGUGUCUCGAGAUGCAUUGAGAUGCAUUGCUGAAGAGUUAAAACGAGUUGAUUAUGUUGGAACUAACAAGGAAAUAUGUCGUUGUACUCUUAGAACAACCUACAGAUUACCUUGUGCUUGUGAGUUGAUAGGAUAUAGAAUUGAUGGUAUACCGAUACCAAUAGAUGCUAUGCAUGUUCAUUGGAGAAAACUAAGUAUGGAAGUUAAGUUGGACGAAGACGUAGAUGAUGGAUCAGAGGUGUGUUGUUGGAAAAAGGACAUUAAAAAGUAG